Molecule: messenger RNA, 738 nt
Organism: Exophiala spinifera
Lineage: Eukaryota; Fungi; Ascomycota; Eurotiomycetes; Chaetothyriales; Herpotrichiellaceae
Exons: 1
Coding region: 1-738 (245 amino acids)
Molecular function (GO): S-adenosylmethionine-dependent methyltransferase activity; O-methyltransferase activity
Source: RefSeq, a predicted model, not a curated record
AUGUCUGUCGAAAACGCAAAGUACGCCAACGACGUGUCCGAGUACGUCGAGGCGGCCCUCUGCCCAGCCACGCCGGCCUUUGCACACGCCUACUCCAACACCAGCGCCCACGGCAUUCCCGAGAUCGCACUCUCGCCCAGCCAGGGCAAACUCCUCUCCAUCCUCACACGCGUCUCUGGAGCCAGGAACGUCCUCGAAAUCGGUACCCUGGGCGGCUACUCCGCGCUUUGGCUCGCGCAGGGCCUGAAAGACUCCACCGGCGGCGGCAAACUGACCAGCAUCGAGAUCGACCCCGGCCGACGCGACGUGGCGAUCGAGAACCUCGAGUACGGCGGCGUCAAGGUGCCCGAACAGGUCGACAUCCUGCUCGGCGCGGCACUCGACGUCCUGCCCAAGCUGGCCGACGAGAUCGCCCGGGGCAAGCGCGACAAGUUCGACGUCGUCUUCAUCGACGCGGACUGGGACAAUCAGUGGGCGUACUUCGACUGGGCCGUCAAGCUGUCCAACGGAAAGGGGAGCCUGGUGUACGUUGACAAUGUCGUCCGACAGAUGCUUAACACGGGUGUCGUUGGCCCUGCUGCUGCUGCUGCUGCUGCUGCUGCUGCUGAGGAGGAGGAGGACGUGAAAGUUCCGAAUCUGGUCGAGAAGGUCGGCAAGGACGAAAGGGUCGAUGGGACUGUGAUUCAGACAUGUGGUGGGAAGAAUUAUGAUGGCUUCUUGCUUGCUAUAGUGCGGUAG